Messenger RNA from Populus nigra (black poplar), 1302 nucleotides. Its product is annotated as cation/H(+) antiporter 18-like. NCBI's taxonomy places the organism in Eukaryota, Viridiplantae, Streptophyta, Magnoliopsida, Malpighiales, Salicaceae. The transcript is spliced from 2 exons. Gene Ontology annotation, molecular function: antiporter activity. Gene Ontology annotation, biological process: regulation of pH; proton transmembrane transport. Gene Ontology annotation, cellular component: endomembrane system; membrane. The coding region runs from base 1 to 1302 and encodes 433 amino acids. The record is from RefSeq and is a predicted model, not a curated record.
AUGAAUGUAUCAGAAACUGAUCUCAAGUUAGUGUGCCAAGGAAUUAUUAGUGAGAGAUCAAGAGGGAUAUUUUAUGGUGACAAUCCACUUGACCAUGCAACUCCAACGGUUUUGGCACAACUCAGCUUAUCUUCUUUACUCAGUGCCUUGACACAAUACAUUCUCACCCCACUUGGUGAAAGUGCUUUCAUUUCAAUGCUGCUGGUAGGAUUCGCCCUGGGACCAACUCUCUGGGGUGAUAAUAAUUCCUUCUUGUCAAAAGUGUAUUCAGCGAAAAGUAUCAAUGUCAGUUCAACAUUUGCCUUCUUUGGAUGCAUUCUUUAUCUAUUUUUGCUUGGAAUAAAAUUGGACCUGGGAAUGGUAAAGAGAGCAGGAAGGAAAACCGUGGUUAUAGGCUUCUUUACUUUCAUUUUUCCGAUAACAUUGAACUUAAUCGUGGCUGAAAUUUUAACCACAAAUAUGGAAAUGGAACCAUAUCUACAUGAUUGUGUUCCUUACAUUGCAGUUUUUCAAUCUGUUACCACCUUUCAUGUCAUUGUCUGCCUCGUCGCUGAUUUGAAGCUCAUAAAUUCGGAGCUCGGCCAGUUAGCAAUAUCUUCAUCAAUGAUCAGUGGCACUUGUAGUUGGUCCCUGACUUUUUUUUUCUUACUCAUAGAUCGAGAUGAAACUCAUGAUUUGAUUGCAUUGAUUUUAAUCUUUGCAAUAUUGCUGGUGAUAAUCAUAUUCUUUCUAUUAAGGCCCUUAAUGACUUGGAUGACUGGGAAAACAUCAGAAGGAAAACAGGUCAAAGAGACGUAUGUUAUCUCUAUCUUUAUCAUGCUGUUAGGAUGUGCAUUCCUGAGUGAAGUUUUUGGGCACCAUGUGUUAUUUGGGGCUGUUGCUUUGGGCAUGGCAGUGCCACAUGGUCCACCAUUAGGAUCAGCACUAGUCAACAAGAUUGAAUCAUUUGUUUCUUCCAUUCUCCUGCCGAGCUAUUUUGUGUUCAGUGUCGCUGGUGUUAACAUACUUUCUAUACAUUCGAAAACAGUUACUGUUGUCAGUAUAUUUGGUGUAAGCAGCUUCAUUGGGAAACUUUUAGGUGGCAUGUUGCCUGCACUCUACUUCAACAUACCUCCAGUUGAAGCAUUUUCAUUAGGCCUUGUAAUGAGUUGUCAAGGCGUUUCGGAUGUCCUGCUCAUGCAGCACGGCAAAUUCCUCUCCGUAAUGACCUUAUUCUCAUCUUACCCUAUUCUACUACUGAAUUUUAUGCAUAUGCGCGCAUUCCCUUACUUCUUAUCAAUGACUGCCUCAUAUUGUGCAUAA